Molecule: messenger RNA, 582 nt
Organism: Peronospora matthiolae
Lineage: Eukaryota; Oomycota; Peronosporomycetes; Peronosporales; Peronosporaceae
Source: the annotation of a GenBank genome assembly
AUGAAUAUGUUGGAUGAUGAAGAUGACCAAAGCUUUCACGCUACGCGUGACGGCUACUCCCAUUUGAGCGAUGUCGAAUGGGAUGCGGUUGAACGAAUGGGUUCAACCAUGGGCAUCCAUGCUGUUAGCGUCAUGCUAGAGGCUCUCAAUAGAGAUGCCCAACAUGCUACUAUCGCCAAGUUCAUUCAAAAUGAACUUGACGCUGAACGCGAGAAAGUAGCCUUGCUUUACCAACAAGGUUCUCAACAAGCAGAGUUGUUGAGAGAACAGGGUGCUCAACAGUUUGAACUGUUGAGACAGCAGCAGGCUGCUGCUCGCGGUCGAUACAUUCGCGUCGACCCGAGACUUGAGAUUGACAUCUCCAAGUAUAUGGGAGUCGAAGAGGACUCCCUCUUGAGAUGGUUCGUCGAAUUGGAACGCCAUAAGGGCGCGUCGCAUCGACGACGGGGAUAUGCAAGUUGCAUUUGCCCAGUCAAAUCUGGCGGGACGUGCCAAGACUUGGGCACUGGGGCUCAAGUUGCACGACCCAUAUGCGUUUGGGUCGUUGGAAGUCUUCAAUUCGCGGCCCAGACAAACGUUUGA